Truncatella angustata is the source of this 1034-nucleotide messenger RNA. RefSeq lists its product as uncharacterized. The record is from RefSeq and is a predicted model, not a curated record. Bases 26 to 931 code for a protein of 301 amino acids. The transcript is spliced from 2 exons. Lineage: Eukaryota; Fungi; Ascomycota; Sordariomycetes; Amphisphaeriales; Sporocadaceae.
GUCAUUGUAGAUAAUCACUGAGAAAAUGACCGCCGCUGGUCUUUUCACUAAUUCGACGCCGACGGUCGCUUCUCAUGAGAUCGUGGUUGGUGUGACUACGGGACAUGUAGGAUCCAAGAACAAGAACGUUGGUUGGUUCGCCAAGACGGAACCUGUGAUACAACCAGCCGCUCGGGACCUUCUCGAAAACUACUCCGGCAUACCCGCGGAGAAGAUCGUUGAGCAUGUACUGGCAAUUCGCGACCAGGCAUGGGAGGUCAAUGCCUAUCCAUGCAUCGGGCAGUUCCGCUUCCUGGACCUCAGCAUGAUGCGUCUGGACAUCUACCCGCGGAUCCUCGAGAAAUUAAAAGCGGGGGGCAAAUUGCUAGAUCUCGGCUGCUGCCUGGCCCAGGACAUUCGAAAACUGGUCGUUGACGGCGUGCCGGCGGAGAACCUAUAUGGCGCCGAGUACGAGGCGCCGUUCGUAGAUGUUGGCUAUGAUCUGUUUAAAGACCGCGAAACUCUCGGGGCGCAUUUCUUUCAGGCGGACUCGCUCGACGACGACCCGGAAACCCAGCUGAACAGAUUGAAGGCCAGCAUCGAUGUCAUACACCUGGGCAUGGUGUUGCAUGUGUUCAGCCGCGAGGACCAGCUGAUUACCCUCAGUCGCUGUGUUGAGAUCUUGAAGCCGGAGCCGGGUGCCCUGAUCGUCGGCCAGGCAGUCGGUCAUGCCGAGGGAAAGGCCAGCCCGGCCCACGAAGGUGUUAUCAGCUUCAAGCACAGCGAUACCACCUUCAAGCAGCUCAUCCGGGAAGUUGAAGGGGCGACAGGCGCAAAGUUUCGAGUCAAGGCGGAUCUGGAUCAAGGGCUGGGUGUUGGUGACGGCAAGAGAAGGUGGGAUCUUGACGAUAAGACGAGGAGGCUGACUUUCGUUCUGGAGCGAGUCGCUUGAGUCGACUCUCGUUGCGUAUCAUGUAGGACUUCGGCUAUCGCCAUAUGAGCUCGACGUAGAAUAAAUGGCAAGGCCAACGGCGUGGGCAACAGUCAUGACAUUG